Pyricularia grisea is the source of this 2625-nucleotide messenger RNA. RefSeq lists its product as uncharacterized. The record is from RefSeq and is a predicted model, not a curated record. The coding region runs from base 1 to 2625 and encodes 874 amino acids. Gene Ontology annotation, molecular function: protein binding. NCBI's taxonomy places the organism in Eukaryota, Fungi, Ascomycota, Sordariomycetes, Magnaporthales, Pyriculariaceae. The transcript has a single exon.
AUGGACAAAAUCUACAAAUACAAAGCAAUUGACCUUGCAACAGAUGCCAUUCGACUUUUCCGUCUUUUCCCCGCUCCAACCGAAAAAGGAGACACCGAGCUCAUUCGGUGCGAAAUAUUCGAAACAUUUCUUCACCAGGUUGAAGGUGUGCCGUACGAAGCCCUGUCCUACACAUGGGGAGAUGCGACACAGCAGCACGAGAUUGAGCUCAACGGCAAGGCUCACCUUGUCACCUCAAACCUUUACCAGGCACUACGAGAUCUGAGGCUCGAAAAUGAGGAUAGAGUUCUCUGGGUGGAUGCGAUCUGUAUAAACCAGCAGGAUGUUCGCGAACGUGGACAUCAGGUCGGACAGAUGACUCUCACCUACCGGAAUGCGGAACGAGUGCUCAUAUGGCUGGGCCCGGGCUCAACUCAUACAGAUGCAAUCCUGACUUGGAUGAAUGCUUUAGAUCAGAGAGUCGUUAUCAGGCGUGACUACAGAAGAAACUCCACCGAGGCCUGGCGAGCAGAGCUGGUUGGGCUUGUGGAGGACCUCAACGACAGCGAUUGCAUCCUCGACCACCCGAAACUCUCGCCUGAGCUGACUGCCAUGAUUCCACAGCUCUAUGAAGCGCCAUGGUUCAGGAGGAUCUGGAUUCUACAAGAAGCUGCCAACGCCAGGUCUGCCCUUGUCAUGUACGGCCGUCAAUCAGUCCCCUCACGCACCUUUGCCGUGAUGCCAAUGCUCAUGGGCUUCGAGGUCGCCAAGGGCAAGCAGACGGUCCUGGAAAUAAUGCCGGGACCGUUGCGUGCAACCUCCUGGUGGAAAGAGCGGCAUGACCUGGAGUUGCUGAUUGCAAAGUUUGCCGGCCACUGCGAGGCCGGUGACGAGCGAGAUAAAAUUUACGCACUGCUCGGCAUGGCAUCUGAUUCUGCGACGCCAAAAAUGAUUUCUCCCGACUACGAGGUAUCUUUACAAGCUGUGAUCCAGCGAACACUUGUUUAUCUACUUUCUAUACGCGGUAUAGAUGUGGAUUGUAAUGUUGUGCCAUCAUGGAAACUGGAUGAUCUGGUCGAGUCUCUGCCGGCGCUUUGCACUCGGCUGUUUGGCUUUGCGAUCAAUAAUGCAGCAGAGCCAGUAGAUGAACUUGGAUUUCCUAUCGAGGAUACGCCACGAUCAGCGGACAACAGAUAUCAACUAGAAACGUUGGCUCUGGCUGUAUUGCCCCAAAUAACGGUCAGGAGCCUACUCGAGGGCCCUUGGCAUUCGCCACCGACUCCGACGCUCUCCUUCCUAGCAAAGAAUGGCACGCUUGAACGAUUAGCAGAUGCCCUAGCGUCUCGCAGUGAUCUUGAAAUGAACGGUAAUGAGAAGCAGGCGCCACCAGUUCUCAUCGCUGCACAAUUCUUGAACUGGAAGAUGGUCAAUACGCUGCUGCGCAAUGAUAGGGUUGAUAUUUGGACUACAUUCAGGUGGCCGAACUCUGUAAUUUGUUUUGCGGCACAGGACGGUCAGAUUGAUAUAAUGCAUCGGCUCGUCAAGUCUCCUCGGAAGCUUGAGGCGUCUCUGUUUAAGGAUCACGUCAAAACUGGUUUCGGAUUCCUACGCCAAUACUGCCUUAGACACGCAAGCACUCUCGAGACGUCCCGUACUUUUUUGUAUAAGCCUCACUGGCAGCAUGGAUACAGAUGCAAUCUGGUCAGCGAUUCCAUCGAGAGCCUUUCGAGGUUGGGGGAGGAGCUUGACUGGCACGACAAAGAUACCAAUACCCCUUGGCUACUGUGGUUGUCCGCGGCACUUGGCGAUACGGCAGCUAUAAAAUGGCUCGUAUCGCGGGGUGUACAGGCUGACGUCUGGGAAGGGUCUAAAACCCGGACUAGGCUCGAAGGUCUGGCACCUACGCCUUUGUGGAUCGCUGCUUGCUGCGGACAUAAAGAUGUUGUGCAGCUGCUUGUAGACAUGGGCGCCGAUAUUAACCCCGAUUCAAACAUAUUCGGUAUCACCCCACUAACCAUAGCUAUUGGAAACAACCAUGAGGAAACCGCACUUUUGCUCCUAGAAAAAGGGGCGUCGUUUCAAGGCGUCAUCGGUACUGACAUGCCACCAUUAUGGAUCGCAGCAACAGAGGGGCGCACUGAGAUUUUCAGAAGGCUUCUAGGCCUUGGAGCCACUCCAAUGACGCCCCCUACUCACUUGAAAUUCGCCCAGCCGCUCCUCCCAGUUCACAUAUCCAAUCCCAGCCUGUUGACGGUGGUUGCAAGCAGCGGCAAUCUAGAAGUUCUCAAAAUCCUGCUCGAGCAUCGGACCUAUAGGGAGGAUUCAGAAAAGCCACUUUUUGGAAAUAUCGACCUGGCGCUUCUCGCAUUAGUGCAGACGGACACCGAAGAAGGGCUAAAAUGUGCGGAGCUUAUUCUAGACCGAAAGGUAGACCUAUUGGGCUCAGCCGGCUCUGCCCACUUGCGACGCGCGCUGGACGUAUACUUCCAUAGUGACACCCUCAAAUUCUCAAACCAAUUGUCAGAUCUCAGACCGCACAUGGUUGGGAAGGAAGGCCUUGUUCGCGAUCUUGUCAGGCGAGCUUGUGAGAUUGCGGGCACCCAACUUUUGUCAGAAGACAUGGAAUACUUACUGGGAGCAUUUUGA